AUGAAAACACUUCUGAUGGUGUUAUUGUAUACUCUUCUCAUUGACAUCGAAGGCCUUUCAGAAAGCAAGAAACCCCGCAAGAGCGUCUCCUUCUCAGAUGUGAACUUGAAACAGUUCAAAGAGUUUGACUUUGACAGUUUGAGCUCUCUGAUGGUCAGAGAUGACAUCGGUCAGCUAAUACUCGGAGCCAGGGGGAAAGUUAUCGCGCUCAGUUUGGAUGACAUCACGAAGGAGACGAGUGAGGAGACGUGGGCUGUCAGUUCUGCAGAAAAGGCUCUCUGUCAGAUGAAGGGCAAGAGUAGUGAAGAAUGUGAAAACUUCAUCAGGAUUCUGCACUCGACAGAGGACGGCAACAUGUUUGUGUGUGGGACGAACGCUUUUAACCCCGCCUGCACCUACAUGAAUUUCACAGAUGGAAAACUAUUUUUUGAAAAAACACCACAAGACGGCAGAGGAAAAGUUCCCUUUGACCCCUACCAAGAAUUUGCCUCAUUUAUGGAUGGAAACACAUUAUUCUCUGCCACAUCUUCAAACUUCCUGGGAACAGAAAUGGUGUUCCAGAGACAUGGGCCGAACCCCAUCAAGACCGAAACCAAACUUUCCUGGCUCAAAGAACCCACCAUGAUUUCAAUUGUCAUUACUGAAGUGAGCAAAUACUCAGAAAACAACGAGGACGACAACGUGUUCUUGUUCUUCACUGAGAAUGCCGUUGAGGAACUUCGAAGCAACGUUCGCGUUUCAAGAAUUGCUCGUGUGUGCAAGAGCGACUUGGGAGGACUGAGAACAUUGCAGCAAAAGUGGACUUCUUUUUUGAAAGCCCGGUUGGACUGUCCAUUUGGAGAUGCUGGUUCACCAGCUCUGGUCCAGGAUGUUUAUUUCCUCAAAGAUAAAACCAACUGGACUGACAGCGUCUUCUACGCCACAUUCACCUCCAACCCGGAGCCCUCCAGUGCUUGCAUCCAGUCUGCUGUCUGUGCAUACAGACUGUCAGACAUCAGACAAGUGUUCAGAGGCACAUUUCUGACCGAGAGCGACACUGGGAGCUGGGACACGUACACAGGAGUGGAGCCUUAUCCAUACCCUGGUUCGUGCAUUGAUGAUGAAAUGCGGGCCAGUGGUGUGAUGACAUCUCUGAACCUGUCAGAUACAACCUUGCUGUUUGUAAAGAGCCAUCCUCUGAUGGAAGGGGUGGUCACACCCAUCACUGGCAAACCCUUGCUGGUCCAGGCUUCAACACAGUUUACCAAAGUUGUUGUGGAUCAAGUAACAUCUCUAGAUGGACAACAACACCAUGUCAUCUUUAUUGGCACAAACUCUGGUUGGCUGCAGAAGGCGGUGAGGUUUGGUGGUGAAGAAGGACGGAUCAUCGAGGAGCUCCAGCUGUUUCAGGACGCUCAGUUUAUUGACUUUCUUCAGCUCUUUUCCAGAACAGGGCAGCUGUACAGUGGUGCCAGAAACACUGUCGUACAAGUCAAUGUGAGGGGUUGUGGCCGCUACACGUCGUGUGAAGACUGCCUUCUCGCCAGAGACCCGUACUGUGGUUGGGACGUCAACAGAAGGCGAUGCGAUACUGUUGUUGGAGCAUCAAAAUUAUUCAUGAUUCAAGAUCUCAUGGAAGGAAACACCAAUGCAUGUCCAAACGCAGAGUGGGAGAAUAAUGUCACCACAGUUCACCUUGCUCCUCGUAUUGCACAGUUCCUCCCAUGCACUCCUGACACCAACCUUCCUGUCAGCUGGCGCCUCUCUGGUAUCAUCCUCCAUCCUGGUCCCCGACACCGUCUGCUCAGCCAGGGUCUCAUCAUCUGUCCCUCCUCUUCGGAUGCCGGCCUUUACACCUGCGAGACAGUAGAAACCGUGAAAGGCAGAGAACACAGGACGGCUGUGGUCCAGUAUCUCGUCAAGGUUCAAAAUCUUUCCGCUCAUGUCUUGAGCCUGCAGAUAGCCGUCAUCCUCCUGGCUUGUUUUGCUGCUUUUCUGAUUUGCCUCGCAGGCAAAUACCUCAGGGCAGCAAAACUGAAACGUGUUGGAAACCAAAUCUGCAACAGCUGUCAACAGAGAACUUUUCAUCAACGUGAUCAGGUGAAUCAGAGAUGCAGCGAGCAAAGUCUGCAUCACCAUGUGAGGGAUGCUGCCUCUGAGGGAGCUGGAGCAACACAGGUGGAGGAGAGUCGGGCCUGA
Nematolebias whitei (Rio pearlfish) is the source of this 2178-nucleotide messenger RNA. Its product is annotated as semaphorin-4E-like. Lineage: Eukaryota; Metazoa; Chordata; Actinopteri; Cyprinodontiformes; Rivulidae. The transcript has 14 exons. Gene Ontology annotation, molecular function: chemorepellent activity; semaphorin receptor binding. Bases 1 to 2178 code for a protein of 725 amino acids. Gene Ontology annotation, biological process: neural crest cell migration; negative chemotaxis; positive regulation of cell migration. The record is from RefSeq and is a predicted model, not a curated record.